This is a messenger RNA of Vespa crabro (European hornet), 1348 nucleotides long. RefSeq names its product trypsin-1-like. The transcript is spliced from 7 exons. Lineage: Eukaryota; Metazoa; Arthropoda; Insecta; Hymenoptera; Vespidae. The record is from RefSeq and is a predicted model, not a curated record. Gene Ontology annotation, molecular function: serine-type endopeptidase activity. Bases 329 to 1330 code for a protein of 333 amino acids. Gene Ontology annotation, biological process: proteolysis.
CCUCUUAGAGAAAUCACGAAUAAAGAGACGGCAAAUCUUUAACGUUUAUACUCGGCUUUAGCCGGUCGUGGAUAAAGUAUCGUAUGUAUCUAUCCGGUUGUUUGCGCUAAAUUUGCAUACGCCUAGCCUAAAUUUUCACUCUCCUGCCACUCGUCCAUCCACUAUUUCGUAUAAAUAAAGUUGUGAGACGGAAGCCGAGCCUUGUGUGAAAGUAUGCGCUGUAGUGAACGCUCGGUAGCGUUUAGUAUCGAUUGGCCCGGGAUAUAUUAAAGUACCUCUUGAAGUGUCGAAUAACAUAGGAGUGAUCGAUUUGUGUUUUGUGCAUGAAAUGGUGCAAGGGAUAAUGUACGUAUUGCUUUUAUUCGUAGCAAUAUCGGUCGGCGUAUUUGCUACAGUAUCUGAUAACGAGACAAGGUCGGUGUUAUCAAACGAGGUAUAUAACUUUACUGGCAAAGUUACAAACAUAACUGAUGAUAAAGGAUUUUGGGAUUGGAUUUAUACUUUACUCGCUAAACCAACAACAACGACGAUAUCACCACCGAUAAUAGAACCUGAGGAAUGUUCUUCUUGUACUUGUGGUUUGACCAAUACACAGAAACGAAUUGUCGGUGGUGUUGAAACAAAAGUAAAUCAAUAUCCAUGGAUGGCAUUGUUGAAAUAUAAGAAACGUUUCUAUUGCGGUGGAUCUAUUAUAAAUUCUAGAUACGUUUUAACUGCAGCUCACUGUGUCGACAGGUUUGAUCCGAGUUUAAUGUCCGUCGUUCUUUUGGAACACGAUCAAAAUUCGACGAUCGAAUCUCAAGUCCAAGAAUACAAAGUGGAACAAGUUAUAAAACACAGUGGUUACUCUAUCGUUAAUUACAACAAUGAUAUUGCUUUGCUCAAAUUGAAUAAUAUUGUCAUGUUCAAAGGUUUAAUGAGACCAGUAUGUUUGCCGGAAAAAGGAAAAACAUAUAGCGGAUCAAUAGGUAUCGUAACUGGAUGGGGCGCUGUUCAUGAAUCAGGACCUAUUUCAAAUACUUUGCAAGAAGUUAUGGUCCCUAUACUUAGUAACGCUGAAUGCCGUACAACGAAUUAUCCAUCGAGAAGGAUCACUGAUAAUAUGAUCUGUGCGGGAUACGCGAGAGGAAGCAAGGAUUCUUGUCAAGGUGACAGUGGUGGUCCAUUACAUGUCCUUAACGAUACAUCACAUGUACAUCACAUAGUUGGUGUAGUCUCAUGGGGCGAAGGAUGUGCAAAACCUAUGUAUCCUGGAGUUUAUACUCGAGUAAAUCGCUAUCUUACUUGGAUUAAACAAAAUACAGAAGACUCUUCUUAUUGUUGUACAUAGAUAAACGAUCGACAGAGA